AUGGGAGAUUCCAGUACAAAAGUAUUCAGCGUCCGCAUUGUUUCAAUAGACUAUUACAUGGCCCCUCCGAUUCAUGGUCUCGACAUUUCUUACAGCACUUUCCAAGGUGGGAAGGUGAAUGAGGUUCCGGUGAUAACAAUAUAUGGUUCGACUCCGGCGGGUCAGAAGACUUGCUUGCACGUUCAUCGAGCUUUACCCUAUCUUUACAUAGCAUGCUCGGAUUUAGGCCUAAAACCAGAUGAUGAAGUUGAUUCAAUCAGACAUGCUAUGUCUCUUUCUCUUGAGAAAGCGCUAAAGCUUAAGGGUCAUGUGGGCUCAAAACGCCAGCACGUGCACGAUUGCAGUCUUGUUCGAGCGAAGAGGUUUUAUGGAUAUCAUUCUUCAGAGGAGCUAUUUGUGAAGAUUUAUCUCUAUCACCCACAGGAUGUCUCCCGGGCUGCAAAUCUUCUUCUGGGAGGAGCAGUUAUGGACAAGGUUUUACAACCCUAUGAAUCACAUAUACCUUUUCUUCUCCAGUUCCUGAUUGACUACAAUCUAUAUGGGAUGGGUCAACUACAUGUAUCAAAGAUUAAGUUUCGCUAUCCGGUUCCAGAUGAUUUCUCUCCGCGAAAAGCUGAAAAUUAUAGUCAACAGAAGAAGUUUACUGAUGUCUCCACUUGUGCGACAGAAGAUUUUCAGGCAGAUGAUGAUUGUGAUGUAUGUUUGGGUUCCCAAGUUUGGAUAUCUUCUACAAUUCCAGAUGGUUGGAUUUGGCAAUACUCAAACCAGCUUGAUCCUUCAAUAGAUGUAGAUGUUCCACUCAUUAAGCGUCAGAGCAACUCUGAGCUCGAGGGAGAUGCUGUUGUAGAAGAGAUCCUCAAUCAACAGUUUAUACCAUACACAUCUCUUUCACAAACCUGUUCUGAAGUGAAAAUGGUUCAGUCAUUAAUAUCGAUUUGGGAGGAGUUUGAGAGGACUGGGAUGCAUGAGACAGCCAUAGCUCCCAAUCCUGGGAAGACGCCACCUCAAGAUGUUUUAAGGACUCUAUCAGAUGGGGUUGAAUUGGGUGACAUACUUAGAAAAGUGAGUAACGAUGCUGCAAAAUCUUUAUCUUUCACUCCAGAGCCAACAAAGUAUUCUACCUAUCGUCAGAAUUUGGUUGAACUUGGACAUGUUAACAUUGAGGAUAGCAGCAACGAGUAUUCCAAAUAUUUAAAAGCAAGCGACAAUAUCGGAACUUUGUUAUUACUAGAUUCAUCAUCUCCGAAUGGUGCAACAGCUGGUGAGAAAUUUGAUGCAGGUACCAAGCAAUUUCCAGCUGAUAGAACUCAAAUAUCUGUUGAAGGACCAUCAACUAUGAAGGCCUCAGACGAGGAUGCCUUGAGGCUUUUGAAGUGGCUUGCAUCUUCUCAAGCUGCUGAAGAUAUAAACUCUGAUGAUGAACUUGCUCGUGAUGCCAUUUUGAGUCCCUUAAUUCCUUCAACAACCAUUGUUAAGGUGUUGGAGAAAGCUAGUACAGAUUACGAGAAUAAUUCUCAGCAAGAGUGUCAGGACAUUCUUGAUUCUGUCGAGGAUAUGGGUUACUGUGAAGGAUUAGAUGGCAGAGUUUCUAAUGCCUUUGAGUAUAAUCAUUCUACCGAUACUUCGUCAAAUGUAGUUAUCCCGCAAGUCGAUGGUUCCAGUGAUGAUCCACACUUGAGUCCCUGCUCUGGCAAAUCGUCCAAAAUGGAGACUGAUAGUGAAUUUAAGUCAUCUAUGAGAGCCUGUUCCUGGCCUGAAUUUGAUUCAAGCUUAAUCAGUCAGCACAAAAGGAAAAGACCUGGGUGGGGUUCUUUACCUCUUUCUUGCGACAAAGUGAAUGAUUUUUCACAUGCUAAAGAUUUCAAUGUUAAUGAUGGAUGCGGAAAUGAGAAAAACUCAGGACAUGAAGCAGAAAGCCAUUCUAAUGUUGUAAAGGUUGACGCAAAUAAGGAUGCCAGCUAUGCAGAGCAAGCUAGUGUAAUAGCUGAAUGCUCUGCACGUGACUUGAUGAGAAGAAAACGAUGCCACAAGAUUGAUCCAUCUGAUAGAACUCCUGAGGGCAAAAAUUGGCAAGAAGAUUCAUCUCUUGACACAAAAUGGAGGAAAGGAGAUUUGUUUCAUGAACAGGAAUGCAGAAAUGAUAUGCAUGGCAGAGAAUCUCUGCUAUUCUCCAUACGUAGCCCUGUUACAAAUGAGGAAACAAAAUGUCAUGAAAGGGACACAUGUACAGUUGACGUGUGUGACGAGGCUUCUCAUGCUAAACCUAUGAAUUCAUAUUUUUCUACUUUGGGUGAGUUGUCUCUUUCCUCCUGCAGUGUUAGCAGAGCAGAAACAGAUGCUCCAAAUGUUGGACCGUCUCAUUCUUAUCAAGGACUUCAUAUUGAUGUAGACACCAAGUUAGCAUCUGCUUCUAAAAGUUAUGGGAACAAAGAAUCCACAGAUAUGUUGGGCCAGGGGGAGAGCAGUAGUUGUGAAAAUCUAGACACCUGUGUGAAGGACGAUAAUUCUGGCAAUUCAACAUCUAACCUUGUAAAUAUGGAAGCAGAAGGUAUGACUCUCUUCAAGAAACCGCCAAUGAUGGAGUGGACAGAAGAACAGGGUAGUGAAGCUCCAUCACUGCCUGGUGUUGCUGAAGAAUGCCUACCUUUUUUCACGGGCAAUGGCAUUGAUGAAAGAGAACUUGAUAUUAGCCCUGGGAAGAAUGACUAUGUUAAUUGCCCAGGGUCUGUAAUGGGUGUCCCCGUCCAUUAUCAGAAUGAUGGGUCCUACUUGUACAUACUGACCCCUGCACUCUCACCCCCAAUGGCGGAGUGUAUUCAUGGAUGGAAGUUACCUGACGAGUCAGAUAUUCUGAGGCAAAAGGUAGCAGCAUUGUCACCAUUGCCUCCAUGCUCAAAGAGGUCUUUAGUUGAUUUAGUAGAUUCACAGGAUUCUCAGGCCGAUGCUUGUAAUAGUCCUUUUCUGGAAUCUGCUUCUUUAUCUGAGUCGACACAUAAUUCAGAACGACGACAUCAGCAUGAACAAGAUAAUAGUAACAUGGAAAUGAAGUGUCUUAAUGCUACUGGUGAUAUAAAGCAAAAUGAAGGAAAUGUUUUAAAAAGUAAGCCAUCAGUUGAUUGCUCACUGUAUACUUCUCAGAUAUCUGGGCCUGAUAGAAAUUCAAAGCCAACUCCACUGAGUCAAAGUGGCUUCCGGGAUCCAGCAAGUGUUGGUGGAGGGCAGCAGCUAACAUUAUUGAGUAUAGAAGUCCAGGCAGAAUCUAGAGGAGAUCUAAGACCUGACCCUCGAUUUGAUGCCAUCAGUUUCAUAGUUCUUGUUUUUCAGGAAGAUGAUAGUUCUGUACUUGAUACUCAAGUACUUCUGCAUUCUAAAUGUGAGUAUACUCAGAGAAAUCUUGAUGCAGUUUUGGACUGCAAAGUAUUGGUUUUUUCUGAAGAAUUACAUUUGUUCAGCCAUUUUAUGAAGAUUGUCAUUGUUUCAGAUCCAGAUGUUUUAAUGGGUUGGGAUGUUCAAAGUGGUUCCCUUGGUUUCUUGGCUGAAAGGGCUGUUCAUCUUGGCAUUGGUUUGCUAAAUGCCAUAUCCCGGUCACCAUCUAAAUCUAAUAUCGGUUCUCGAGAUCUUAAUAUUUCAGGAAAAGAAAAGGUGAAUGAAAUGAUUUAUGAAUCUGUAGCUGCUGAAGCUGUCAAUCUUGAAAAUGCAAUUGUAGAGGAUGAAUGGGGCAGAACUCAUGCCAGUGGUGUUCAUGUUGGUGGUCGAAUUGUUCUUAAUAUUUGGAGACUGAUGAGGAGUGAAGUUAAGCUUAACAUGUACACAGUCGAAGCCGUUGCUGAAGCAGUUUUGAGGCGAAAAGUUCCGUCCAUCCAUUUCAACGUACUGACAAAAUGGUUUUCCAGUGGUCCUGGACGUGCAAGGUAUCGAUGUAUUGAAUACGUGUUAGAGAGAGCAAAGUUGAAUUUACAGAUUACGAAUCAACUUGAUUUGAUAAAUCGGACAUCAGAACUUGCUCGAGUUUUUGGUAUUGACUUCUUUUCUGUUCUUUCUCGAGGUUCACAGUACCGUGUCGAAUCCAUGUUUCUCCGACUAGCACAUACACAAAACUAUCUUUGUAUUUCCCCCGGAAAUCUACAGGUUGCCAAUCAACCUGCAAUGGAAUGCCUGCCACUUGUUAUGGAACCAGAAUCUAGUUUUUAUGCAGACCCAGUCGUCGUGUUAGACUUCCAAUCUCUUUAUCCAUCGAUGAUGAUUGCAUAUAACCUUUGCUUUUGUACAUGUCUUGGAAAGAUUACGCCUUCGAAGGCUAAUACCCUUGGUGUGAGCUCAUAUUCAGCAGAUAUAAAUGUUCUUCGCAAUUUGGAACAUGAAUUAUUGAUUACUCCAAAUGGUGUUAUGUACGCGCCUUCGAAAGUUCGGAAAGGCAUACUACCUCGGUUGAUGGAAGAGAUAUUGUCAACUAGAAUCAUGGUAAAACAAGCUAUGAAGAAGUUGGCUCCAUCACAAAAAGUUCUUCACCGAAUAUUUAAUGCACGACAGCUUGCUUUGAAGCUAAUAGCAAAUGUUACCUAUGGCUAUACUGCUGCUGGAUUUAGUGGGCGCAUGCCUUGUGCUGAGCUCGCUGACAGUAUUGUCCAAUGUGGCCGUAGAACGCUGGAAAAUGCUAUCUCGUUUAUAAGCAAAUGUGAUAAGUGGAAUGCUAGAGUUAUUUAUGGUGAUACAGAUAGCAUCUUUGUACUCCUUAAAGGACGUUCUGUCAAAGAAGCCUUCACAAUUGGACAAGAAAUGGCAUCUUCGAUAACUGAAAUGAAUCCAUAUCCUGUCACGUUAAAAAUGGAAAAGGUCUAUCACCCUUGCUUCCUCCUUACUAAGAAGCGAUAUGUUGGUUACAGUUACGAGAAGCCUGACCAAAGCAAUCCAACAUUUGAUGCUAAAGGUAUUGAGACAGUACGGAGGGAUACAUGUAGGGCUGUGUCUAAAACUAUGGAGCAGUCAUUAAGGAUCUUUUUUGAGCAUCAGAACAUUGAUAAGGUAAAGGCAUAUUUACAACGCCAGUGGGCUCGGAUUAUAUCAGGAAGGGCAUCUCUUGAGGAUUUUGUUUUUGCGAAGGAGGUUCGUUUAGGUACUUACAGAGCACGCGGGGCUUCUGCACUCCCUCCAGCAGCAAUUGUCGCCACCAAGGCAAUGAAAGCUGACCCAAGGGCAGAACCACGGUAUGCUGAGCGAGUACCUUAUAUAGUAGUUCAUGGUGAGCCUGGAGCCCGCUUAGUUGAUAUGGUAAUGGAUCCACUGGACGUUCUUGCUAUUGAUUCCCCUUUCAGAUUAAACGAUGUUUAUUACAUCAGGAAGCAGAUAAUCCCAGCUUUACAGCGAGUAUUUGGGCUUGUUGGAGCUGACCUGAACCAGUGGUUUUCUGACAUGCCUCGGCCAGCACGUGAAGCUGUUGGAAAGCGUCAUUCUGGUGCUCCUGCUAAUGUACACCGAACAAGGAUUGAUUAUUACUAUCUAUCAAAACACUGUAUUAUCUGUGGUGAUUUAGUUCAGACAUCAAAACAUCUCUGUCAUAACUGCUCUAAGAAUGAAGCAACUGUUGCUACUGCUUUGGCGGGAAGAACUUCAAAACUUGAAAAGGAUAUCCAACACCUUGCCGCUAUAUGUCGUCAUUGUGGAGGUGGAGACUGGCUUAUCGAUAAUGGCGUGAAAUGCAUUUCACUCGCUUGUUCAGUUUUCUACGAGAGGAGAAAAGUGCAGAAAGAACUGAAGUCAUUAUCUGCUGUUUCUACAGAAGCCGGUUUCUACCCAAGGUGCAUGGUCGAGUGGUUUUGA
Messenger RNA from Fraxinus pennsylvanica, 5817 nucleotides. The record is from the annotation of a GenBank genome assembly. Lineage: Eukaryota; Viridiplantae; Streptophyta; Magnoliopsida; Lamiales; Oleaceae.